Messenger RNA from Drosophila obscura, 4902 nucleotides. It is a transcript of the gene Samuel, whose product is annotated as mucin-19. Gene Ontology annotation, cellular component: PRC1 complex. The transcript has 7 exons. NCBI's taxonomy places the organism in Eukaryota, Metazoa, Arthropoda, Insecta, Diptera, Drosophilidae. Bases 1127 to 4090 code for a protein of 987 amino acids. Gene Ontology annotation, molecular function: protein binding. The record is from RefSeq and is a predicted model, not a curated record.
UCGUUCAGUACGGUUUUGUUCGUGCUCGCGUCGUCGUGUGCUUUGUGGAAAGUGUGGAAGGUGUGCGAAAAAAGAACAGCCCGCUUUAUCAGUGAUCGAUUCGCGCGCGCGUAAAUACAGCCAGAAUAUAAAAAAUAAAUAUAAAUAAAAUUGCGUGGGAGUUUUGUACGGAAUUAUAAGCUUAAAAGUGAUAACAAAAAAAAAUAAAACAGGAAAACGCGAGAGCGCAUCCGUCACAUAACCGUAACUGUAACAGCCUCUAGUGCAGAGGGGGAGCACAACUAAUCCCCAAACUAAAAAUAAAUCGCAAAGAGAUAAAACAAAAAGUUCAUUCUAAAGCUGUUUUUUUUCGUAUCUGUCUACUGGCGGAUAUUUUUACACACAGAAAUCUCACGUGUCCCCAACCGACGACGGAUACAAAUCGGUUUACGCGGGUAGGAGAAUAGCUCAGUGCACGUGACCAACAAUUAAUGAAUGAGACACACCGAAAGAAAGCAAAGAGAAAAAGGGUGCAAUAGUCUAAAGAGAUAGCGAGAUAGUGCGUUUGAGAGAGAGAGUGAGAGGGGGCAAUAAGUGAUAAUUUUGUGAGAAAAGAAAGAAAUCCCGAACAUAUGCAAAUUUGAGAGCACCAAAAAAGUGAAACGCAAAAUAAUCAAGUUUAAAAGCCAAAAGUCAUACGACAAAAGUAAAAAAGAAAAAACGAAGAUACAUAUUCCAAAACCGGGACCCAAAAAACAAUAUUUUGAAAGUUCAAAGCUACAAAACACACACAAAUGUUGAUUGUCCGAAUAGUAUAUGAUUCUUAUUAGAUCCAUAAAAAGUCAAACAGCAAACUAAUUAAAAGAAAUCAAUUUUAAUAAUAAAUAAAACCGCAACAAAAAAAUUGCAGAGUGGAAAAAUUUAAUUAUAUUUAAAUUGGUAUUAAAGUGCAAUCAGUCGGGAAUAUAAAGGGGAGUACAAAAGAGGCCACUUGCAACCCACGAAAGAGACACAACCGCCUGGAAAGUGCAAAAGAGAUAGAAAGCUUGAAAAGUGCGACAGAGAGAUAGAGAGAGAGAAGAGCAGCGGUGGCGGCAGCAGCAGCAGCAGCAGCAGCGGUGGUUUGACAAUAUGUUGAGCCCCCAUAAUGAAGGAAAUUGAUACGGAGACAACAGUAGUAUGGCCAGCCUGGUGUUAUUCCGGUAACGCACCCACCGACAUACUGCAGCAGAAGCCAGCCAAGGCCACAACAGCGAUUGUGGGUGGUCGCAGUGCAACGCAACCGGCGACCCACGACGAGCAUCAUUUUGGCUCCUCGGCGGCGGCCACCACCAGCGCCACCACCUCCACCUCCAGCUCCAGCACCAGCUGCAACAAGCGGAAACAUCUGGAGCGUCUGGCCAGCGAUUUGCGCUCCCAGCUACUCUCCGAACCGUUCUCCUCCAUCCCCUCAGCAGCGAAAAUGCUCAGCGAACGAUCGCUGCUAUUGAGCGGUUAUGGGGCGGCCAUCGAGAGCACCGCCAAGAAGCUGAGCGAAGCAGCCACCGGGGGUGGCAACACGGUUGGUGGUGGCAGCUCCAAUCAGGCCCAAACACCCAGCCACAGCACUGCCACAGCCACCUCCUCAGCAUCGUCGACGUCCUCCAGUCCGGCGGCGACCACAGCAGCAGCAGCUGCGGCGGCCUAUGCCGCCCUCUAUCUGGAGAAGGUCAAGAACGAGAAGCUGUCGCCCCUGUCGCAUAUGGAUGGCCACAAGGAUGGUGGCAUCCACAUGGAUGCCACGCCCAUGGUAACCAUUCACAAUAACAACAACAACAACACCAUCAACAACAACAACAGUAGCAACAGCAUGAACUGUGGCAGCAUCAGCGGAACCGGAAGCGGAAGCGGAAGCAGCAGCCUGGGCAACCAUCAAUCGAGUCAGCAGCAGAAUCAGCAGCAGCAGCACCUGAGCCACGGCGUGAAGAGAGAGCGCCUCAGUCCCGGCAGCAAUAGCAGCCACAAUGGCGACAUAACCGUCGGAGCAUUUGCCAGAUCUCGCAGCGCCACGCCCUCAUCAUCAUCGUUUCGCGGUGGCGGUGGCAACGGUGGUGUCUCACCCAACCAGCAGCAGCAGCAACAGCAACAACAACAGCAACAAAGAUUGAGUCCACCGAGUGCUCAAGCCACGACACACAUGCCGCUUCACAAUUUGUCUACAAAUUUGUUGAAUACCAUUCAACAGCAUCAGCAGCAUCGCAACAACAACAUCAGCAGUGGCAGUGGCAGUGGCAACAUCAACAACAACAACAACAGCAGCAGCGGCACAAGCAACAGCAACAAUGUGAACCAAGGUAGUGGUGCAGGCAGUUCGGGCAGCAAUGCCCCAGCGAGCUCCAAUACAAAUGCCACGGAUUUCUCCACCCGCAACUAUUCGGACAUUAUGCGAUGUCUGGCGGCCAAAUACAAUAACACCAAUCCCAAUGACAGCCAUGCAACGCGACGCAAUUCCUAUUACGAGAGCAGCAGCAGCACAGGCAACUCGGCAGCGGCAGCAGCAACCACUGCCACACAGCAGAACAGCAGCAGUGGCAGCAACAGCAGCUCCGCCACAAAGUCGGGCAAUGCCAAUAGCAGCAGCAGCGGCAACAGCAACAGCAACAACAACAACAGCAGCAGCAACUGCACCACCAAUGCCAGCAAUGCGGCCAAGAAGCUCUCGCCCUCGGCGGCUGCUGCGUCGGCGGCUGCUGUCAGUCUGCCCAAGGAGACCAAAGUGAGUGUGGCCGAAGGAAGAGGCGGUGGGGGCGGAGGAGCAGGAGCCGGAAACUCUGGAGCAGGCGUGGGCUCUGUGGCCAGUGUUGGUACGUUGCCACCGCCAGCCGCUGCACAGUCGCCCACGGAGCAGGCCAAGAGCCAAAUGGCCGCUGUGGUGGCAGCGGCCAGUGUUUCGCCGUUCAUGUCCAGCUUUUUGCCCUUCUCGUCGGGCAUUUUUCCGCCACUGAUAGACAUGAGCAGCACCCAGGCUCUGAUGACGCUGGUGCGUGCUGUCAAAGAUGCCCAAAUCCAGGAAAUUCUGCGCGGCAAGCCACAGCAUCCGCAGCACUCACAGCAUCCACGUUCCAGUUCCAAUGCCUCGUCGCCCAGUGCCAGUGCAGCGGGCACGCCACGUUCCACUCUGAAUGCAGCGCUCCAGCAGGCGGCUCAAUUUGUUACACCCGCUUUCAUCUACUCGGCCCAGCUGCAACAGCAGCAGCAGCAACAGCAGCAACAACAACAACAGCAGCAGCAGCAUCACGCUUCGCGGCAGUCUAGUCCACGUUCCACAACAGAGACUUCGACUUCGGUGGCGCCCGUCGGUGGUGGUAGUGGUGGUGGUGCUGCUGCUGGUGGCUCAUCGAUUGCGUCGGCGGCGCCAUUAGACUUGAGCUCCCAACCGCCAGCCGCAAAGCGCUUUAAGCCCGAGCCCGAGGGCCUGCUAGGGACGACGCGUCGUGCCAGCUCAACGGCCACCACGGCCACGACAGCGACAACAGCCUCAUCCACACCAUCCCCGCCACUUCUGGACCAGUCCGAGGAGCUCCAACCAGGCACCAGUAAUGCCCAUGCCAACGCCAACGCAGCAACUGGCACAGGCACAGGCCCAGGCACAGGAGCCUCUGGUGGUGGACCGCGUCAGUGUCAGGCGCAGAGCGAGGAGGUGAACUCCUGGUCCGUGGACGAUGUGUGCGGCUUUGUGGGUGGAAUUGAUAUAUGCGCCGAAUAUGUUCAGUCGUUCCGUGAUCAGUCGAUCGACGGCACCGGCCUGCCGCUCUUAACCGAAGAUCAUUUGGUUAACUCGCUGGGCAUGAAGCUGGGGCCGGCACUCAAGCUGCGCUCCAUAUUGGCGAGGAAAUUGGGCGGGCCGUGUCCGUGUGUUGCAUGCGUUGCGCAGGCGCAACAAAUGUUGGCCUUGCAAACGGGUGGAACACCGCCAGCAGGGGCGGGCGCAACAGGCACAGCCACUGCCCCCCCAACUAGUUGCAGCAUCAUCAAAACGGAGAUCUUUAAUGGGAGCAGCAGCAGUAGCAGCAGCAACAGCAACAGCAGUAGCCACAGCAAUGCCACAUGUUGCAUGAACGAUGCCAGCUAGUUAUCUGGCAUCUAUCCCUAUAAAUAUUUAUGCUAACUAAUUGCAUUUCAACUGCAAACAUUGUUGUACCAAAUGAGCUUUCAAAAAAAAAUAACAAAAAGCAAAACAAAAAACAAAACAAAACAAAAAAUGGCGAAGAAAAAACCCUACUGUAUAACUGUAUAAAUUAAACGUGUAAUCUAAUUGCUAGUAGCUAAAGUUGUGAACUUUAAGUGACAACAACUGAAACAACAACGAUCGCAAAAGUCUUCCAUUUGCACACAUACACACACACACACACUGACAGACAGACAGACAGGCAGACAGGCAGACACAAAUCAUAUUUGUAUAGAGUUAAUCAAUUAAUUAGUCAAUUUAAUGAGAAGAGUUUUCGUUUACGUACUUAAGUGCAGAGCGCGCUUCUGCUUUGCAUUGAAUUUUAUUUAUUUUCUAUGACUUUUAUAUUUUAACUGCUAGUCAGUAAUGCAUAUACAAUUAAAUACGUAGAAUUUCGCGUAAUGAGAAACUUAAAAACUUAAAAAAGAAUUCAAUAUUAUUGUUUAGCACAAACGAAAGUAAAAGGCUAUUUAUUUUAAUUAUUUUAAUUGCAAUACGGCAUCAAUUGUUACACACCCCCCAAAUCUUUUACUUUCAAAUAACUUUAUAUAUUUUAUAUACAUUUUAUAUUUUCUGCGGCCAUGCACAGAGGAAUUCAAAAUUCAAACUUUAAGAACUGUACAUCAUUUUUUUAAGAGCUCCAAGACUUGAAGACACACACACUCACACACACACACACACACACACACACACACAACAACAACAACUACAACAAA